GUUCCUCUUAACAACAAGAUCGCCAGCCUAGGCAGGGCCGUGGUCCAGCAAUGUAACCUCAUUGGUUAGCGAAUCAUAUCCCUAGCGGUGAUAAGAUGGACAGGGGGCUGCCUGAAUGGGCCUGAACGAAUCUCAACUUGAACCCUCGUAAGUUUCGUCUUGUUUAUCAACCCCUCUUCCCACACUUCUUCAGUAAGUAUUCAUAUACACAUAUGCCAAUUCCGUGAGAUCCUCGUCGCGAUAGCUUAGGAUAGCUUAGGUAGCUACCGCAUCCAUGGCCGACUCUCGAACACUGCGCAUCGUUACCGUCGCUACUUUCUUGCCUGCGUUUGCCCUCUGUGUCGCGCACGGCGUCGUCUCAGGCAGCCCCGCCCCCGCGGUCGGCCUGGUACCGCUCGCCUUCUCAGCCGGCGCAGGUAUUUUUCUAAAUUCGCGGCAGUCUAAGAGUAAGCAGACACCGUCAGAACCAGAGCCGGAACUGGGGCAAGGGGGUACCGAGGAGAGUGCUCUAGAACAGGAAUAUGAACGAGGACCAGAGACGGAAGACACGCAGCAGAGCCGAGAGACAUCUGAUGCACCCACUCCAGCUCCAGCACCGAAAUCGACUUCGAUCCACCCAAUCCUCACUUUCGCCGUCGAUACGAUCCUUGCUGCAGCACUCAUGGUAGUUUUAGUGUUCACAUGGAUUGAUUCCAGCGGCAGCAGCUCUAACAGUGCCGAAUCGGCCAUGCUGGCCGCAUACGCGACAAUCCCACUACUAAUUAAUUUUUUGAUCCAUCUCUUCCUAGCGGUACGCGAAUUCUCUCGCGGCCUCGCAAUCCCGGGGCUGACGCAAUACCUCGCGUGGCAGGCUGUUCCGCCCGAUUGUCCCAACUGCGGACACCAGCUACGACCAGAUGCUCCUCCUAGAAUGCCGUGGCUCGAAGAGGCGUCGCUGCCGAGGCCGAAUCUUAAGAUCAAGAGUGUAAAGUGGAAGUUACCAGCAAUCCCGAAGGUGAAGGCGCCGGAAUGGAAGACGCCGGCUUGGUUCAGGAAUCGUGGCGCACGCGGGUAUGCGCCCUUAUUUGUUUCUACCGAUCGCGAUGACGAGGAAGAGACUACUGCACCGAUUGCCCCGUACAGAGACGACCCCGAAGUGGGCGAGCCGUCUACUCGGCUUGAGGACCCCGAGACGCCGGAGCCCGAAGUGAUUCCGGAGCCCGAAGUGAUUGAUAUCGUGGGUAAGAAGAGCAAGAGGCUGGGGAGAAAUUCCUCGUCGUCGCCCUCGGUCUAAAGGGAAAAGAGGCCCCCUUAAUUCAUCCUGGUGUCAAGAUUGUCUGUGUUACUCCUUGUACAGCUUCUUUCCCGAUUUGUUUUUCACUUUCAUGUUUCAUGGCUGUGCGUCGAUUUUCUACGAAUGACAUUACCAAAACGGCGAAAGGAAAGCAUGAUACCCCUUAUGAUUGAAAGCUACCUAGGUGCUUAUGGGCGUUCACAUUGAAGAGUUUGGUAAUUUCCAAUGCUUUAAUUGAAAAUUUUAGAUAGCAUGAGUGGCCUACGAGCUAGAAUACUCGAAAUAGUGCCACUAGAGUAAACUACGCGAUUUAAUCUCAUAAUUGAUGAAAGACGGUGUCAUCAGAGAUGAGAGCAAAUAUAGUUUAUGAGUAGCUUUUC
This is a messenger RNA of Daldinia decipiens, 1653 nucleotides long. RefSeq lists its product as uncharacterized. The coding region runs from base 275 to 1273 and encodes 332 amino acids. NCBI's taxonomy places the organism in Eukaryota, Fungi, Ascomycota, Sordariomycetes, Xylariales, Hypoxylaceae. The record is from RefSeq and is a predicted model, not a curated record. The transcript is spliced from 2 exons.